Gongylonema pulchrum is the source of this 324-nucleotide messenger RNA. The record is from the annotation of a GenBank genome assembly. NCBI's taxonomy places the organism in Eukaryota, Metazoa, Nematoda, Chromadorea, Rhabditida, Gongylonematidae.
AUGUUGCAGACACGUGCUGCUUCGCUUGCCGUCGAUUCGGUUAAAGAGUCGGAAAUUUUGGAAUGCAUCGAAGCGGCAUAUUUCAUUGAAGAAGGAUUCGAUGCUACUGACUACGAGCUGAAGAAAGUGGUAGCCGGUGAAGGGCUGGAAGAUCUUGGCGGAGAAAUGGAGAAACUCAAGCAGCAGCUGCAGGUGGUUUCGAAACGCAUCUCCGCUCUGAUUGUGCAGAACUCGCCGUCCUAUUCAGCGCAGCUGAAAGACAUUGGCGAAAUGCAAACCAGCUUGUCCAGCAUUCUUUCAGCCGUCCAGAAUAUUCGAAGGUAA